ACGGAGCUCAGCUCAGCGAGAGGCUUCCAGAGCGACACCAUGUCUCUGUACCGCAACUCCGCCUGGUUCCUGAAGGGAAUGACUGAGUUCACCAGGAAUGCAUUCUUGUCAGCCUCCAAGCGCUUUGUGGAGAAGGACCUGGAUGUGUCUGUGGCUGGACGCUCCUUCAUGAUAACAGGAGCCAACAGUGGCAUUGGGAAAGCCACCACCAUGGCCAUUGCUAAGAAAGGUGGAACGAUCCACAUGGUGUGUAGGAACAAGGACAAGGCCGAGGAGGCGAGGGCUGAUAUUGUCAAGGAGACAGGAAAUAAAGAGGUCUACGUCCACAUCCUCGACCUGUCUGAGACCAAGAAGGUCUGGGAGUUUGCUGAGGCCUUCAAGAGAAAGUACAAGACCCUAAAUGUACUGAUCAACAACGCAGGCUCCAUCAUGAGUCAGAGGGAUGUGAAUGCUGAGGGGUUUGAGAAGAGCUUCGCCACCAAUGUCCUUGGGGUUUACAUUCUCACCAAGAGCCUCAUUCCUUUGCUGGAGAAGAGCACAGAUCCCAGAGUGAUCACAGUGUCAUCAGGGGGAAUGUUGGUGCAGAAGCUCAGGACAGGAAACCUGCAGUCUGAGAGAGGCCGCUACGACGGCACCAUGGUCUACGCCCAGCACAAAAGGCAGCAGGUGGUGAUGACAGAGCAGCUGGCAAAGACUCACACAAACAUCCACUUCUCCGUCAUGCAUCCUGGCUGGGUGGACACUCCAGCGGUGGCCAACGCCAUGCCAGACUUCCAUCGCUCCAUGAAGGACAGUCUGCGGACCCCGGAGCAGGGGGCUGACACCGUGGUGUGGCUGGCUGUCUCUGAGGCCGCAACCACAAAUCCUAGUGGACGCUUCUAUCAGGACCGAAAGAUGGUGUCCACCCAUCUGCCCCUGGCCUGGACCCACAGCUCGCCCUUGGAGGAGCAGAAGUUAAUGUCUCUGUUGGAGGAACUGGCCAAGACGUUCCAGCCACACUGAGACAGCAGGAAACCCAGUACCAGCACACCACCGACACUAACACCAUCAGUUUAUACUGACCGAGGCUGGGCUCCAGAAUGGACCUGCUUCUGUUUUCCCAAAAGCAUUUGGAGUGUUAGAAUCAGUUUUGGUCGCUGGCUUUAAGAGGAACGAAUGGAAACCCAACCCAGCAGACUAAACUCACCUAUAACUGAGGGAUCAGUGUGAUCAGUGUGAACGCUUUGAACUAUUUAUAUGAUCAAUACAUUUUCUUAUUUGUGAGCUGUGCUUUUUAGGGACUAACACCUCUGUGGCUUAAACCUUUAUCCUGAGUGUUUGAUAGUGAC
Molecule: messenger RNA, 1328 nt
Organism: Toxotes jaculatrix (banded archerfish)
Lineage: Eukaryota; Metazoa; Chordata; Actinopteri; Toxotidae
Gene: dhrs12la
Product: dehydrogenase/reductase 12-like a
Exons: 10
Coding region: 40-1002 (320 amino acids)
Source: RefSeq, a predicted model, not a curated record